CCCAUAAACCCUAGCCACCCGCACCACAAACCCUUCCAAAACCCUCCACACUCUUGCUUCACCCUGCAAAUAUCAGUAGAGAGAGAAAAUGCCGCUGGGAGAGAGGGCAGGGGACAAGAGCGAGUCUCGAUACUGUGGAGUGGAGACAGAAUUUAACGAUGACAUGCCUCACCUUCUCUCCUUCAACAUUCAUGGCGGUUUUGAUUUUCUUGUCGCCCCUUUGAUUGAUCCCUCCUAUAGACCUAGCUUAAUGGACCAAGAUAGUGGCGGAUCAGGUGCCUUGCCAUUUGCUGGGUCAGACUUGGUUCUGAGCCCUUCACAAUGGAGCAGUCAUGUUGUUGGCAAAAUUAGCUCAUGGAUUGACUUGGAUUCUGAAGAUGAGACACUCCGUAUGGAUUCUGAAAUUGCUUUGAAGCAAGAAAUAGCUUGGGCCUCUCAUCUAUCUUUGCAGGCCUGUCUUCUUCCAACACCAAAGGGAUCUUCCUGUGCUAAUUAUGCUAGAUGUGUUAAUCAAAUUCUGCAGAACCUAAACAGUAUGCAGUUGUGGCUUAGGAUCCCACUGGUGAAGUCAGAUGAUGAGACCAGGAACCCUGAUCAUAUGGGUGAAGGACAGACUGAUACAUGGGAAUUAUGGAAUUCAUUUCGCCUUCUUUGUGAACAUCAUAGCCAGUUGUCAGUUGCACUCGAUAUACUGUCCACAUUACCUUCACCUACUUCACUUGGCCGGUGGUUUGGGGAGCCUGUCAGAACAGCCAUAAUCGACACCAAUACUUUUUUAACCAACGCACGACAUUAUCCUUGUCUAUCAAGGAGUCACCAGGGACUAACAACUGCAUUUUUCAAUCACUCAAUUCAGAUAGUGAUUUCUGGGGAACCAGUUCAUAAUCCUCCCAUGGCGAGGAGUUUGGAGUCAAGCGGUAGUGCUGAUAAUAAUAAUGAAGGUGGUUGGAGACAUCCCUUGAAGUCAUACUUGGAUUAUCUUGCUUACCUCUAUCAAAAGAUGGAUCCCCUUCCUGAACAAGAACGCUUUGAGCUCGGAUACAGAGAUUACUUACAAUCACCCUUGCAGCCUCUUAUGGAUAAUCUAGAAGCCCAAACAUACGAAACAUUUGAAAAGGACACAGCUAAAUAUAUCCAGUAUCAGAGAGCAGUCUCUAAAGCAUUGCUGGACAGGGUUCCUGAUGAUCAAGCAUCUACAGUUAUAACUGUAUUGAUGGUUGUUGGUGCUGGACGAGGACCUCUUGUUAGAGCUUCACUGCAGGCAGCUGAAGAAACUGGACGCAAAAUAAAAGUUUUUGCUGUAGAAAAAAAUCCAAAUGCAAUCGUAACACUUCAUAGUUUGGUGAAGCUAGAAGGCUGGGAAAAGCUUGUUGCCAUAGUUUCUAGUGACAUGCGUCAAUGGAAUGCUCCUGAGAAAGCUGACAUAUUGGUCAGCGAAUUGCUGGGUUCUUUCGGUGAUAAUGAGCUCUCACCUGAGUGUCUUGAUGGAGCUCAGAGGUUUUUGAAGGAAGAUGGAAUCUCAAUUCCAUCAUCGUAUACGAGUUUCAUUCAACCUGUGACUGCUUCAAAAUUAUACAAUGAUAUCAAGUCACAUAAAGAUCUUGUGCACUUUGAAACGGCUUAUGUUGCUAAGCUGCACCGUAUUGCAAGGCUUGCUCCAACUCAAUGUGUCUUUACAUUUAUUCAUCCAGAGCAUUCUACUAAGAACAGCAAUCAACGAUAUAAGAAGCUUCUGUUCGAUAUAUCUCCCGAUACUGGGUCAGCCAUUGUUCAUGGAUUUGCUGGCUAUUUUGAUGCAACACUUUACAAAGAUGUCCAUCUUGGUAUCGAACCAUCAACGUCAACACCAAACAUGUUCAGCUGGUUUCCAAUUUUUUUCCCAUUGAGGACGCCAGUAUGUGUGAAACCGAAUACUCCGUUGGAGGUCCAUUUUUGGCGUUGUUGUGGUUCUAUCAAGGUUUGGUACGAAUGGUGUGUGACAUCUCCAAGUGCAUCUCCUAUGCACAACUCCAAUGGUCGCUCACACUGGGUCGGCCUCUAGGGUUUUUGUGGCAAAAUGUGUGUCAAGAAAAUCCAUUCCUGUAAGCUGGAGCGAGAUGACCCAAACUCUGUUGUAUACUAGUUGAACUAAGAGUAGAAUUUUGAAUGAAAUUCUGUAUGUCCGUCGA
Messenger RNA from Olea europaea var. sylvestris, 2168 nucleotides. Its product is annotated as protein arginine N-methyltransferase 1.5-like. Bases 89 to 2041 code for a protein of 650 amino acids. The transcript has 23 exons. Gene Ontology annotation, biological process: regulation of DNA-templated transcription; peptidyl-arginine N-methylation. The record is from RefSeq and is a predicted model, not a curated record. NCBI's taxonomy places the organism in Eukaryota, Viridiplantae, Streptophyta, Magnoliopsida, Lamiales, Oleaceae. Gene Ontology annotation, cellular component: nucleus; cytosol.